AUGGGCCAAAGCCUCAGGGCAGAGUUACUGUUCCCCCGAGACGUCGACUCCCACACUAUCCCCGGUACAGAGAGACUGUUACCCCAGAUACGUCUGACUCCCACACCUAUCCCCCCGGUUACCAGAGUGGACUGUUACCCCGAGACGUCUGACUCCCACACUAUCCCCCCGGGCGCGGGGGGCUACCAGAGUGAGUUACCCCAGAGACGUCUGACUCGCCACACUAUCCCCCCGGUACCAGAGAGAUCUGUUACCCCAGAACGGGUCCGCACUCCCACCACUGAUCCCCCCGGUACCAGAGAGACUGUUACCCCAGAGACGUCCGACUCCCACACUAUCCCCCCCGUACAUUUUUCGGUAACCAGAAGACUGUUACCCCAGAGACGUCUAACUCCCACACUAUCCCCCCGGUACCACAGAGACUGUUACGCCAGAGACGUCGACUCCCACACUAUCCCCCCGCGUACCAGAGAGACUGUUACCCCCGAGAGUCCGACUCCCACACUAUCCCCCCGGUACCAGAGUGACUGUUUACCCCAGAGACGUCCGACUCCCACACUAUCCCCCGGUACCAGAGAGACUGUUACCCCAGAGACGUCUGACUCCCACACUAUCCCCCCGUACCAGAGAGACUGUUACCCCAGAGACGUCCGACUUCCCACACUAUCCCCCCCGGGUACCAGAGAGACUGUUACCCCGAGACGUCUACUCCCACACUAUCCCCCGGUACCAGAGAGACUGUUACCCCAGAGACGUCCGACUCCCACACCUAUCCCCCCUUCCGGUACCAGAAGAGACUGUUACCCCCGAGACGUCCGACUCCACACUAUCCCCCCGGUACCAGAAGUGACUGUUACCCCAGAGACGUCCGACUCCCACACUAUCCCCCCCGGUACCAAGAGAGACUGUUACCCAGAGACGUCCGACUCCCACACUAUCCCCCGGUACCAGAGAGACUGUUACCCCAGAGACGUCCGACUCCCACACUAUCCCCCCCGGUACCAGAGAGACUGUUACCCCAGAGACGUCCGACUCCCACACUAUCCCCCCCGGUACCAGAGAGACUGUUACCCCAGAGACGUCCGACUCCCCACACUUAUCCCCCCGGUACCAGAGAGACUGUUACCCCAGAGACGUCCGACUCCCACACUAUCCCCCCCGGUCCAGAGAGACUUGUUUACCCCAGAGACGUCUGACUCCCCACACUAUCCCCCGGUACCAGAGAGACUGUUACCCCAGAGACGUCCGACUCCCACACUAUCCCCCCGCGGUACCAGAGAGACUGUUACCCAGAGACGUCUGACUCCCACACCUAUCCCCCCCGGUACCAGAGAGGACUUUACCCCAGAGACGUCCGACUCCCACACUAUCCCCCCGGUACCAGAGAGAGACUGUUACCCCCGAGACGUCCGACUCCCACACUAUCCCCGGUACCAGAGUGACUGUUACCCAGAGACGUCCGACGCCACACUAUCCCCCGGUACCAGAAGUGAUUGUUACCCCAGAGACGUCCGACUCCCACACAUCCCCCCGGUACCCAGAGAGACUGUUACCCCAGAGACGUCCGACUCCCACACUAUCCCCCCCGAAGUGACUGUUACCCCAGAGACGGUCCGACUCCCACACUAUCCCCCCGGUACCAGAGUGACUGUUACCCCAGAGACGUCCGACUCCCACACUAAUCCCCCCGUCAGGUACAGAGAGACUGUUACCCCCAGAGACGUCGAUCCCACACUAUCCCCCCCGGUACCAGGAGAGACUGUUACCCAGAGACGUCCGACUCCACACUAUCCCCCCGGUACCAGAGAGACUGUUACCCCAGAGACGUCUGACUCCCCUAUCCCUCUCCCGGUACCAGAGAGACUGUUACCCAGAAGACGUCUGACUCCCACACUAUCCCCGCCGGUACCAGAGAGACUGUUACCCCAGAGACGUCUGACUCCCACACUAUCCCCCCGGUACCAGAGAGACUGUUACCCCAAGGACGCCGACUCCCACACUAUCCCCCCGGUACCAGAGAGACUGUUACCCCAGAGACGUCCGACUCCCACACUAUCCCCCCGGUACCAGAGAGACUGUUACCCAGAGAUGCCUGACUCCCACACUAUCCCCCCGGUACCAGAGAGACUGUUCCCCAGAGAGCUAACUCCCACACUAUCCCCCCCGGUACCAGAAGAGAAUGUUACCCACCGAGGACGUGCCUCGACUCCCACACUAUCCCCCCGGUACCAGAGAGACUGUUACCCCGAGACGUCUGACUCCCACACUAUCCCCCCGGCGCAAAAGGAGUACCAGAGAGACUUAGUUUACACCCCCCGAGACGUCCGUCUCCCCACUAUCCCCCCGGUACCAGAGAGACCGUUACCCCGAGACUCCGACUCCCACACUAUCCCCCCGGUACCAGAGAGACCGUUACCCCCGAGACGUCCGCUCCCAACACUAUCCCCCCCGGUACCAGAGAGACGUUACCCCGAGACGUCCGACUCCCACACUAUCCCCCCCGGUACCAGAGAGACCGUUACCCCGAGACGUCCGACUCCCACACUAUCCCCCGCACCGUACCAGAGAGACCGUUACCUCCCGAGACGUUGA
Xenopus tropicalis (tropical clawed frog) is the source of this 2592-nucleotide messenger RNA. Its product is annotated as extensin-like. Lineage: Eukaryota; Metazoa; Chordata; Amphibia; Anura; Pipidae. The coding region runs from base 1 to 2592 and encodes 863 amino acids. The record is from RefSeq and is a predicted model, not a curated record. The transcript has 4 exons.